CCGAAAACAACUUACUAAGAACUGACAAGUUUCUAAAAUUUAUUAUUUAACAAGUCUAGAAAUCACAAUAUUUUUACAACCGGUAGGAAUUUAGCAUAUAAAAAAUUAAUUGUCUAUAGAUUUUAAAACAGUUUCCUUAUCACAUACUGUUAGACUUGUUCAAAAUGUCUGACGAAAAUGAAAUGUUAAGAGAAAAUCUACAAGCUCAAUUGGAACGUUUAGUCCAACAACUUAGCGACUUAGAAGAAUGCAGAAGUGACAUGACUGAUGAUGAAUAUAACGAGUCAAAAGAAGACACCGUCGAACAACUAAAAGAAUUUAACGAUAGAUUAAGUAAAAUUACUGCUGGUGACAUGACUAUUCAUGACAAUUUGAGCAUUAUGCGUUUAGCAACUAGUGCAGCCAUAACAAAAGCAUUUCAAACACCUUCUGUCAUUAAGAUGUUUGCUAAGAAUGAACCAAAUGCACUCAAAGACAAACGCAAUCAAAUUGAAAGAGAUAUAAAAUUAGGUAAAUUGAGCUUGGAGGUUGGAAAUCGACAAAAGCUUGAAGUGUUAACUGCGUUGAGACAUCUUGGUAGUGAACUGACAGAUAGUGAUAAAAUAUUUAUUCGAGAAGAAACAAGCAAACUUCAAAGCAGUGUGUUAUCAAAUGGUUUUAAUAUAACAGACUCAUUAAAUGGAUUUGAUUUCAAUAUGUUUUUGAAACUGGAUGACUCUACAAUGUAAACAACGCUUAUUUAAUGUUAAUAUUACACCAACUACUAACCAGUGUGGUAAUGAAUUAUAUUUUUUGUAUGAUUAAUUCUUGUACAUGUAUUUACAUAGUCCUAAUUUAUAUUGACCAAAUUUUCAAUGUUUAAUUAUAAAAGACUUGUACAUUAUAUGCUAAUACUUAUGUGUUAUUUGUAAAUAUUUGUGAAUUUUAUUUAAAAAAAAUAUUAAAUAGUUUUAAUAUUUUAUUACCCUAAGAAAUGUAAUUUAAAAAUAAAAGUAAUAAUUUAACUAAA
This is a messenger RNA of Rhopalosiphum maidis (corn leaf aphid), 1009 nucleotides long. Its product is annotated as protein LZIC-like. Bases 165 to 728 code for a protein of 187 amino acids. The record is from RefSeq and is a predicted model, not a curated record. Gene Ontology annotation, molecular function: beta-catenin binding. NCBI's taxonomy places the organism in Eukaryota, Metazoa, Arthropoda, Insecta, Hemiptera, Aphididae. The transcript is spliced from 5 exons.